Phyllopteryx taeniolatus (common seadragon) is the source of this 2279-nucleotide messenger RNA. RefSeq lists its product as uncharacterized. The record is from RefSeq and is a predicted model, not a curated record. Lineage: Eukaryota; Metazoa; Chordata; Actinopteri; Syngnathiformes; Syngnathidae. Gene Ontology annotation, molecular function: DNA binding. The transcript is spliced from 5 exons. The coding region runs from base 697 to 1779 and encodes 360 amino acids.
CAGAAAUUCAAUCUGACGCUCCCUUUGGGUACGUUCGGAAAUUCAAUCUGACGCUCUCACUGCGCCCUGAGAGUGCAGUGUUCAGAGAAACAGAGCGCACUUCAUUUUCUCUGAAUUUACGAACGAGCCUGUUGGCCAUUGGCAGGGAUACGUCAGUGCGUCCGCCAUAUUGAAUGUGUCAGUUCUGCCUGUAAUCAUCUAGUCCUGUCUGACUCCGGCCGCUCUGUCUCCUCAGUCAGAGCGGCGGGAGUGCGCUCCGGCACUCCCAGGGUGUGGCGCUCUGAAUAACCGAACGGAACACUCCAACAACGCUCUGAGUUUCCGAAUGUUGCCGGAGUGAUUUCCAAAUGUAUCACUUAUAACGCCGUUAAGAUAAUUAAGACGCUCCUAAAUAUGGCGGCGUGACAAUAACUUCCGGGUCGCGUUCAAUGUUUUGAGGCGCUAGGAACGUGCACCCAUUGCCUUCCACAGGGAAGACGACCUUCCCAACAUGGCCGCCACGUAGGCACGUCGGUUAGACAAAGAAGCAUACGAAGAAGCAUAAGAAGAAGCAGAAGAAGAAGAAGAAGAAAAAGAAGAAGACGAAGAAGAAGAAAGAAAGAAGGGGAAAAAAGCACUUGCAUCGCUUCACGUGAACAAAGCGCGAGGUUGAAGUGUUGUCCUGGCUGUGCUCGUUGAAGUAUCUUUAACGUCAAGAUGUUGAAAGAGUUGGUAAGGGAGCGACUCAUUGCGGCCGCCGACGAAAUCUUCAGACUGUUUGAAAGAACGAUAGCGUCGUACGAAGAGCAACUUUGUCGGGCGAGGGAGGAGAGCGAGAGACACCGACGACAAUUGGAAGCUGAUUGCAACAAUCAAGUUGUCAUGCGCAACGAAGACGUCCAGCCGCUGAUCGGUCGUCAGGAAGAACCUUCCUUUCAGCAAAAGGCAGGGAGCUCCAGUUUGGACUGGGAUGAUGCACAGCGCCCCCAUGUUAAAGAGGAAGAGGAGGAGCGACAGACCUCUCGUGUUAAAGAGGAAAAGGAUCUAGAGCCACCCCACGUUAAGGAGGAAGAGGAGGGAUUUGACAUCAGCGACUUGCCACUGACUGGUGUCUCUAUGGAGAAUGAAGACGAAGCACCCAAGCUUCACCAUAACAGUCCAAGUGCUGACCACCGUGGAGGGCCACCACCGCACAACGUCUUAGCUCCACUGUCAGACAGCGACGACGACAUGGACGAACAAGCAACGGGUGUGGUGCCACCGAUGCGUCGACGCAUGUGUCGAGCUUACAGAGCGAAACCCAGUGUUGAUGCGCCUCUCGCUUUAAGUCAAAGUCCCGUGUCCGAUACAGCUGCUGUUUUCCACAUUGCUGAGGCGCCCUGCGAAAAGACUCCAAAGUCUUUUGAAGCACAGUUCUUCCCUCCAAGCCAUUGUGAGAUGGACCCCGAAAGAAAAAGAAAGGUUUCCGCCGUGUGGGACCAUUUUGAUCUUAUAUCCUCAAUUAAGGUUAAAUGUCGCAUUUGUUCGACUGAACUCUCCUACAUAAAUAAAAGCACCUCAUCAAUGCUGAGGCAUUACAGAGCGAGGCAUGAAAAUGAGGUGGUCACAAUUACACCUAGAAUAAGCACAGCUUCCAGGAAACAUGCGUUGGACCAGGCAGUUCUCAAUUUCAUUAUCAAGGAGUCCCAACCCCUCAGCAUUGUCGAGAGUGAGGCGUUCAGGGAACUGCUUCAGGCUCUUGAGCCAUCGUAUGUUUUGCCAACCAGAAAGACUGUCAAAGAAAUGGGGCCAAAAAUAUGAGGAAGAAGAACGAGUGAAAUGGAAGCACAGCAAGCUGUGGCAGUAAGUAUAGGAGCUGACGUACGGACAUCUGUGAACAUGGAGGCUUACAUUGCUGUCACCUGCCACUACUUUGAUGAGAAUUUGCAGUUGUGUACAUCUGUGCCUAGAGUGCAACAAUUUCCACUUAGUCACACUGCUGACAUUUUGGCCCAAGUCAAAAGCGUUGACGAGCCACAGCCUGGACCUUCUUCACAACAGUUAUCGGCACCCACUUCAGGAAUAUUAUUCUGUUUUAUCAGUUUAUGUUUGCAUUUAUUUGUCUCCAAAUCAUGUACUGAUUUGUAAUUGAUGACUUAAAGUAAAAUGCCCAUUUUCUUUCUUAAAGAACUUAAAUGAUUUUAGGAAAUGGCUGCACUAUAACAAAGAGUGAAACAUUUAAGGGGGUCUGAAUACUUUCUGUACCCACUGUACAUACAGUACAUAAGCAACAUCACACAAUAAAAACACUUUCACUUUGA